AUGGCUAACAAAUUUAAAUACAUUUUCUAACAAAAUUAUAAUCGAGUGAUAAAGAGAAUAGAUGAUACAGAUGCAAUUUAUUUUUGGCUAAUUUGUGAUAUCCUGAAACUAAAAUAUCCAAAUCCAUUAAAAUAUUUUUAUUCGUUUGAUGAUACACUUAUUUUGAUUAUUAGAAUUAUCAUCUAGCAUAUGAGGUUUAAUUGA
Messenger RNA from Paramecium octaurelia, 204 nucleotides. NCBI's taxonomy places the organism in Eukaryota, Ciliophora, Oligohymenophorea, Peniculida, Parameciidae. The record is from the annotation of a GenBank genome assembly.